Messenger RNA from Tigriopus californicus, 1039 nucleotides. RefSeq lists its product as uncharacterized. The transcript has a single exon. The record is from RefSeq and is a predicted model, not a curated record. The coding region runs from base 64 to 978 and encodes 304 amino acids. NCBI's taxonomy places the organism in Eukaryota, Metazoa, Arthropoda, Copepoda, Harpacticoida, Harpacticidae.
GUGAGUCAUCCCUCAACAGGGUCCAGUCAGUAAAGUUCCCAGUUAGUUCCUAGAUCUAGGACAAUGGAAACGUGUGGGUGGGUCGUACUUUUGGGCUUGGGUUUGGUACUUGUGGUCCCGAUCGCAGUUGAAGCUCAAAGUGAUUCCGAACUCGAGGAUGGCUUCUUUGAUUUCUCUUUCGACGAAUUCGACGACCAAGAUGGACCAAUGGGUGGGUUAGACUCGGAUGAGGGGCUGGAUCCUGAUUGUUUGGACUUGGAUCCCGGCAACAAUUGCACGGCUAACAAUGUCACCGUGGUCCAAUUGGACCGGGACCAACUCUUGGAAGGGUUGGUCAAGCAAGCCUGGUCCGAACUAAAGGCCAAAUCUUUUUCGCCCGACUUCACGUCCGUUCAGAUUGAUCCGUUGGAUAUGAGUGAUCACAUGAACUCGAGCAUUUCCUUCCAGCAGACCACCACAUUGUACAGUGCUGACCUGAAUAUCAGUCGCAUGGUCAUCGAGGGCCUCUCGCGCAUGGAGAUGCUCUACACCGAGAUCUACCGAGAUGAGAACCUGACCAUGAUCAAUGUGAACAUGGGUCUCACCAUCGAUGUACUCACUGUCACCGGGGAGUACUCGCUCAAGGGCUCUUUCGGCUGGUGGGACUUGGACAGCAAUGGUGUGAAACCAUUCUCCAUCUUCGUGUCUGACAUGACGUGGACGCCAGAGUUGGAAGUGAAAGUCCUCAAUCAAUCGGCGCAUUGGGCUCAGAAUUGCUUCACCGACUACGGGAUCGCCCUGACCGAAAUUGGUUUACCUUCGUCGUAUUCCAAUGCCACGUUUAUCUUCGACGGUAUUGGCUCGUUUGCGAACUCCGUCAUUAAUGGCUUGGGAUCCUACAUCCUACAAACGCAUGGCGAUAUCUUGGUCCAACAAUUGAAGACCAAGCUCGAGGAAGCAGAUUUCAAUAUUGUUUGCAAAGACUUCAUCCCAAAAUAAAAGUGGCAAUUGGCAAUGCCCACAUAGUUUUUGAAAUAUAGGGUAUAUAUAUGUAUCAUGA